AUGGCAAGACACAAGAUCCUAACCUUUACUGUGUUGUAUUUCGUCCAGGCUUGGACCAUGAUGGUUCAUCUCCGUCAGCCUGGUUUCAAUUCCCCCAUACCCUUAGACAUGGUCCCUAACUCUGUUGACGACAAGUACCAAAACUGCACUGAAAAAAUGUACAAGAAGGUGCAGGAGGAGUAUCUUCCAAAUGAAAACAGCAAUGUAGGGAUCUUCAAGCAAGCCUGGGUGAAGGCAGAAGGAUGUUCAAAAACUCUGAUGAAACGAUUCAAAAUGGACAAGUCCAAGUACAAUUCUAAAGACAGACUUACACAUGAUCAUAUCAAGGCUAUCUGUGCUUACUCAGGAGGUCAAACUCAAAUAUACCCAGUGUUCAACCAAGCAGUCCGGACCAACAGAGCAGAGUAUACAACCUCCUUCCAGUUCCACUCCCUGCAUUUCCUGCUGACUGACGCCAUUCGCCUCCUGAAACUAAACCAAAAGACCUGUCACACCACGUAUCGAAGAACCAAAGUAGAGUUUGACGGUAAAGUUAACAAAGUUAUCAGAUUUGGCUUCUUUGCCUCCAGCUCUUUCCUAAAGAACUUGACACAUUUUGGAGAGAAGUCCUGCUUUGAGAUAAAGACAUGUUUUGGAGCUUACCUGAAGUCCUUCCCAGAGAUGGGGAAUUAUGAAAAGGAGGUGUUGAUUCCACCCUAUGAAAUGUUCAAAGUUACUGCCCUGCUGAAGAAAGAAAAUGAUAAAAACCUGUGGUGCGAUGUUGUGUACAAACUAACGAGUAUCAAGCCCACCAAGAGUAACCUGAAUUGCAAAAUUUUUAAGAAGCAAAUUAUUAAUUAA
This is a messenger RNA of Salvelinus namaycush (lake trout), 840 nucleotides long. Its product is annotated as NAD(P)(+)--arginine ADP-ribosyltransferase 1-like. The record is from RefSeq and is a predicted model, not a curated record. Gene Ontology annotation, molecular function: NAD+ poly-ADP-ribosyltransferase activity; NAD+-protein-arginine ADP-ribosyltransferase activity. NCBI's taxonomy places the organism in Eukaryota, Metazoa, Chordata, Actinopteri, Salmoniformes, Salmonidae. Bases 1 to 840 code for a protein of 279 amino acids. The transcript has 2 exons.